AUGGACAAAGAAAAGCUCGCCCAGCUGCUGCAGGGCAGCCAAGUACCCAACACGGAGCAGGUGAAGCUCAUCACCGCCGAUCUCCAAAAGAACUACUACACAAAGCCGGAGUCUCUCCUUGCCCUCAUCGAGAUCUCUCUGACCCACGGCGAUGCCGGCAUCCGCCAACUGGCCUCGGUCCAGGCCCUCCGCAUCGUGCCCAGGCACUGGGAGAAGACGCCUCAGGACCAGCGCCAGCUUGCCCGCCAGCACCUGCUUGAAGGUGCCCUCAAGGAGAACACUAGCAUGGUCCGCCACUCCCAGGCUCGCCUGAUUGCUGGUGUUGUUGGCAUCGACAUGGAAGAGGGCGAGGGUGACGAGUUCCUUAAACAGCUGCUGCCCCUCAACAACAGCGACAACGUCGUUGCCCGUGAGGUUGCCUCUUUCAUCCUCUACGCCAUGCUUGAGGACGACCCUACCCACUUCAGUGACCAUACUCAUGAGCUCCUGAAGCUCUUUCAGUCCCGCAUUGAGGACCCUCAGAGCAAGGAGGUUCGCAUCAACGUUGUCCGUGCCAUCGGCGCUAUUCUCAUGAUCGUGGAACCCGAGGAAGACACACAGGCUGUCAGCUACAUCCAGGGCUUCCUUCCUGCCAUGGUCAAUAUUCUCAAGGCUGCCGUCGAGGCUGAGGACGACGAGAGCUACAAGAUCGUCUUUGAGGUCUUCCAGUCCUUUAUCGCCUACGACUCAGCCCUUCUUGGCCACCACCUCAAGGACCUUAUUGAGUUCAUGCUCCAGCUCGCUGCUAACAGCGAUGCUGAUGAUGACGCCCGCAACCAGGCCCUUGCCUUCCUUAUUCAGUGUGUUCGCUACCGUCGCAUGAAGAUCCAGGCUAUGAAGGAUGUUGGUGCUCAGUUGAUGAUCCAGGCCAUCCAGAUCGUCACUGAGCUCGACACCGAGGACGAGGAGGAGCUUACCCCCUCUCGCAGCGCCAUCAGCCUUAUUGACACGCUCGCGAGCGAACUGCCUCCCCGCCAGGUUGUCGUGCCUCUGCUCGAGAAGUUUCCCACCCUUGCCACUAGCCAGGACCCCCAGCACCGCCUGGCUGCCAUCUUGGCCCUUGGAAACGCUGCCGAGGGUGCCCCCGACUUCAUCUCUACCCAGCUCCCCCCCCUUCUGCCCACCAUCAUCAACCUCCUCAACGACCCCGUGGCCUCCGUCCGGUACGCCUCGCUUGUCGGCUUGAUUCAUCUUGCCGAGGAGAUGGGUGAUGAGAUGACCUCGCACCAUGAGCCCAUCAUCUCUGCUGUCCUCAAGAACCUCGAGGCUGCCGCACAGGGCUCCUCUGACAAGACCAACGUGGCCAUCAUACGCUCUGCCUGUGGUGCCCUCGACACCUUCGGAGACGGUAUCGACACCAAGAUCAUGGCUCAGUACGGACCCAGCCUGAUCGCCCCCAUGAUCAAGCUUCUGGACCACGACGACCACGGUGUCAAGUGCUCCGCUGCCUCUGCUAUCGGUGCUAUCGCUGCUUCAAUGACCGACGAGUUUCAGCCUUACUUCAAGGACACCAUGGAGGCGCUGGGCAGGUUCGUUGUCGCUCACGAGAACGAAGACGCUCUUGAGCUUCGCAGUGCUACCUGCGACAGCAUGGGUCGCAUCGCACUCGCCGUCGGUGCCCAGACUUUCCAGCCCUAUGUCGUCAAGCUGAUGGAGGCCAGCGAGAGUGCUCUGGCCCUCGACAACCCCCGCCUGAAAGAGACAAGCUUCAUCCUCUGGUCCAACCUGUCCAAGGUGUACAAGGCUGAGUUCGGCCACUUCCUUCAGGGUGCCUUCAAGGGCCUGUUCCACUCCCUGGACCUCGAGGAGGAGGAGAUCGAGCUUCCUGGAAUCGAUGCCAACCAGCUCGGCGAUGGUCACAUUGUCGUCGGCGGCAAGCGCGUCAAGGUCAAGGCCCCCGAGACCCAGGAGGAUACGACCAUUGCCUCUGGCGAUGACGAUUGGGAUGACAUUGAGGAUCUCGAUGACCUUGGUGCUGUCACUGCCGUCGCCCUCGAGCAGGAGAUUGCUCUCGACGUUCUCGGCGACCUGAUUGCCAACUCAUGCUCUAGCGCUGAGCUCGAGACUUACGUUGAGCAGACGCUCGAGAAGGUCACCCCCUUUGCCGAGCACACCUAUGAGGGAUGCCGCAAGACUGCCAUCUCCACCCUCUGGCGCAUCUACGCCCGUGUCUUCCAGGUUUGGGAGGAAGGCUCUGGGGCCAAGUGGGAGGCCGGUAUGCCGCCUACGCCCACCCCUCCUGCGUCCAUCAUCACCAUCGGCCAGGCUAUUAUCAAGGCCACCAUGAGCAUCUGGACUGAGGACAGCGAACGCUCUGUCAUAACCGACAUCAACAGGAACGUGGCAGCCACGCUCAAGGCCUGCGGCCCCGCCGUUCUGGCCGCCACCGACGGUGCCCUCCAGGAGGUUGUCUCCAUCAUCAGUCUCCUCAUCACUCGCUCUCACCCUUGCCAGCAGGACCUUGGCGACGAGGAGGAGGAGCAGGACAUCGACGCCGGAUCGUCCGAGUACGACUGGCUCGUGGUGGACACUGCGCUUGACGUAGUUGUCGGCCUGGCCGCUGCUCUUGGCCCGGCUUUCGGUGAGCUCUGGAAGAUCUUUGAGAAGCCUAUUCUCAGGCUCGCCAGCUCUACCGAGGACCUCCACCGCUCCACGGCCGUCGGCACUAUCGCCGAGAUCGCCAAGUACACCGGUGAGGCUAUUACGCCCUACACCGAGUCUCUCGGAUCAGCUCUCGCCCGUCGUCUCAGUGACCCGGACGCUCUGACCAAGUCCAACGCGGCCUACGCCAUUGGCCUGCUGGUUCUGCAGUCAGCCGACACGGCUAAGACGAUCCCCAUGUUCCCUCAGAUCUGGGAGAGGCUUGAGCCCCUUCUGUCGGUCGAUGAGAUGCGCAUGACGGACAACGUCGCGGGUGCCCUCAGCCGCAUGAUGCUCAAGAACCCCAACGCUGAGUUUGUCGCUCAGGCUCUUCCUUCCAUUAUCAAUGUCCUCCCGCUCAAGGAGGAUUAUGAGGAGAAUGCGCCCAUCUACCAGAACAUCUACCAGCUGUAUGACCAGUCCAACCAGACUGUCCAGCAGCUCACGCCCCAGAUCCUCUCCAUCUUGGAGAAGGUGAUGGGUCCUCCCGAGGAACAGCUUGAGCCUGAGACGCGCGAGCUGCUCAAGAGGACCGUCCAAGGUCUGUACAAGCAGCAGGCCGGUCUGUUUGCCAACAGCGGCAACCUGCUCUCUCUGGCUGGCGCUCAGUAA
Geosmithia morbida is the source of this 3291-nucleotide messenger RNA. Its product is annotated as importin-4. Gene Ontology annotation, biological process: protein import into nucleus. Lineage: Eukaryota; Fungi; Ascomycota; Sordariomycetes; Hypocreales; Bionectriaceae. The coding region runs from base 1 to 3291 and encodes 1096 amino acids. Gene Ontology annotation, molecular function: nuclear import signal receptor activity; small GTPase binding. Gene Ontology annotation, cellular component: nucleus; cytoplasm. The record is from RefSeq and is a predicted model, not a curated record. The transcript is spliced from 4 exons.